CCCCUCUCCCUCUCCCUCUCUCUGCCCACAGAAUUUUCUGCAAUUCUGCUCUCUCUCUCUCUCUCUCUCUCUCUCUCUGCCCACCGAAUUUUCUGCAAUUCUGCUUUCUUGAAUCAGCCAUGUCGGGCGCCGAUUUCUCGCUCACGGCUAGGGGCCGGCUCGCCGUUCUGUCGGCGCAUUUAGCUGCCGCAAUCGAUCGCCGGGAGCUCGAGGCUGCGCCGCUCAUCGAGGCCAGCUGCACCUUAGCUCAGAACAGUGUCUCCCCUCCCGGUAACCUCAAGGGGACUCUCACCGUCGUUGACGAGCGCACUGGGAGGACGUACCAGGUUGCUGUCUCCGAGGAAGGCACUGUUAAGGCAACCGAUUUGAAGAAGAUUACUUCUGGAAAGAAUGACAAGGGUAUCAAGCUUUACGACCCGGGAUAUCUGAACACUGCUCCUGUUCGAUCUUCUAUUUGUUACAUUGAUGGGGAUGCAGGAAUACUUAGAUAUAGAGGCUACCCAAUUGAAGAAUUGGCUGAAAGCAGCUCCUUUGUGGAAGUGGCUUACCUUUUGAUGUAUGGGAAUUUGCCUUCACAAAGUCAAUUAGCAGACUGGGAGUUUGCCAUUUCUCAGCAUUCAGCAGUUCCACAGGGAAUUGUGGAUAUAAUCCAUGCAAUGCCUCAUGACGCACACCCAAUGGGUGUCCUUGUUAGUGCCAUGAGCGCUCUAUCUGUUUUUCACCCUGAUGCCAAUCCUGCUCUCAGAGGCCAAGAUAUUUACAAAUCGAAACAAGUGAGAGAUAAACAAAUAGCAAGGAUUCUUGGGAAGGUACCAACCAUUGCAGCUGCUGCUUAUUUAAGACUGGCAGGAAGGCCACCUGUUCUCCCUUCAAACAGUCUCUCUUACGCAGAGAACUUCCUGUACAUGCUGGAUUCAUUAGGCAACCGGUCUUACAAACCCAAUCCUCGGCUGGCUCGGGUGCUGGAUGUUCUCUUUAUUUUGCAUGCUGAACAUGAAAUGAAUUGUUCCACUGCUGCUGCAAGGCAUCUUGCGUCAAGUGGUGUUGACGUAUAUACCGCACUUGCUGGAGCAGUCGGAGCUUUGUAUGGACCUCUUCAUGGGGGAGCAAAUGAGGCUGUCCUUAAGAUGCUGAAUGAAAUCGGGAGUGUGGACAAGAUUCCUGAGUUCAUCGAGGGUGUCAAAAACAGGAAGCAGAAAAUGUCAGGCUUCGGCCACCGUGUUUACAAGAACUAUGAUCCCAGAGCAAAGGUUAUUAGGAAACUGGCUGAGGAAGUAUUUUCAAUUGUGGGCAGAGAUCCUCUUAUUGAGGUAGCUGUUGCUUUGGAGAAAGGUGCGCUUGCUGAUGAAUAUUUCGUCAAGAGGAAACUGUAUCCGAAUGUAGAUUUUUACUCUGGACUAAUCUACAGGGCAAUGGGUUUCCCAACUGAGUUCUUCCCAGUUUUGUUUGCCAUCCCUCGCAUGGCUGGGUACUUAGCCCACUGGCGGGAGUCCCUGGAUGAUCCCGAUACAAAGAUCAUGAGACCACAACAGGUAUACACCGGGGUUUGGAUGCGACACUACAUGCCGCUGAAGGAGAGGAUGAUAACUAGUGAGGCUGACAGACUCGGACAGGUUUCCAUCUCAAAUGCUUCUCGACGUAGGCUCGCUGGGUCUGGUGUCUAGAGCUUGUUUCGGGUUUGAUUAUUAGAUUGUUGAAAUAAGCUUCUCUUGAAAUUGGUUGGAGAAGUGAAGGUCGUCCCCGGAGGUCAAUCAGCGCCAAUAAAGAAAGAAUGCACUGAACUGAAUGUAAUAGCAACAGUGUAGUGUUAAUUAGAACUGGUAUUCGUGGAACAUAAUUGAAAUGUUUCUUUUGCCUUGUCUUAUGUCACUCAUAUUAUGGCCACCGUUGGCUUCUGCCAGGA
Molecule: messenger RNA, 1903 nt
Organism: Punica granatum (pomegranate)
Lineage: Eukaryota; Viridiplantae; Streptophyta; Magnoliopsida; Myrtales; Lythraceae
Source: RefSeq, a predicted model, not a curated record